Molecule: messenger RNA, 2127 nt
Organism: Cyprinus carpio (common carp)
Lineage: Eukaryota; Metazoa; Chordata; Actinopteri; Cypriniformes; Cyprinidae
Product: E3 ubiquitin-protein ligase TRIM21-like
Molecular function (GO): zinc ion binding; protein binding
Source: RefSeq, a predicted model, not a curated record
UAACUUCUGGGAAGGGUUUCUUUUUCCAGGAAUGACAGUUAAUGACAAUGGAGAGAGAUUCUGAAGAAACGAAACUCUACUGUACAUAAAUAAGAGGAGAGAGAAGCAGAAAUUAAAGACUGAAAAGCAGAAUCCAGGAGUGAUACCUCCGUCAAGCUCUUCAUUCCACUCUCAAGUUUACUAGCCGACACAACCACAAUGAUUACACCCGUGGACAUCUCUCGCCACCUUCAGUGCCCCAUCUGCAAAAACCUGCUGACAGAUCCAGUCUCCACCACCUGUGGACACACCUUCUGCAAGGACUGUCUGGACAAGCACAUCAGCAGGUCCGAUUCGCAGUGCCCUCUCUGCCAGGAGCCCGUGACCACCAAACCCUCCGUCAACAAAGCCAUCGAAGCCCUGCUGCAAGAGACUCACCUACCCAACCUAGACCUCUUCUGUGGAGAAAGAGACGCGAUUCCAUGUGACGUCUGUGAUGAACAUCUCACGUUUAAAGCUGUGAAGUCCUGCCUGAUCUGUUCGCUCUCCUUCUGCAAUGAGCACCUGAAGCCUCACCAGUCUAUGGCGAGAUUCAGGGGCCAUAAGCUGGUGAGUCCUGUAGAGAAGCUGGAUCAUAGAGCAUGCAAUACACACGGCAGACCACUGGAGCUCUACUGCAGACGUGACGAGCGCUGCAUCUGUACCUUGUGUGUGAAGACGGGUGGAGACGUGAUACCUGUGGAGAUCGAGAGAGACAGGAGACAGGCUGUGCAGCAAAACACUAUUGAAGUGAUUGAAAGGAUGAUCAGUCAGAGGGAAGACAAACUUAAGGAGCUUGAGGAAUCUGCUGCAAAAUACCAGGCUCUGCUAGAGAAGGAGCAGCAGGAGAUACAGGAGGUGUUUGCUGCACUGAUGGAGGCACUGAGGAAAACAGAGCAGGUGCUGCUCGCUCCUCUGGAGGAUGGGAGGAAGUGUUUGGAGAAAGAGAUGGAUGAAAAGACGCAACAUAUACAAAAAGACAUUCUCAAGUACAAGGAGGCCAUCGAGUCUUUGAAACGCACCCAGAAUGAGGAAGAUGACAUCCUCUUCAUCCAGUCCUAUCCGUCCGUGCCAGCUGAGUUCUCAGAUGACUGGACACUUUCCAUUGACACUGAGUUAAACUUCGGCACAAUGAGAAACACAGAGGCAGAGUUAAUGAAUGAGAUUGAGACGCAUCUGAAGAAACUCUGCGCUGCUGAAAUUAGAAGGAUUCACAGCUUCUCAGUAAAUGUGACUCUGGACGCUGAAACGGCACAUCCGCACUUAGAGGUGUCUGAAGACGGUAAAGAGGUGCGUGACACCGGAGCAAGGCACGACAUCCCGUGCGGCCCGCAACAGUUCGACCUGGUCGGAGGAGUCCUGGGAAAAGCUCACAUCACUUCGGGAAGAGCUUUCUGGGUGGUGGAGGUGGGGAAUAAGGUGGGCUGGGAGCUGGGGGUGAUGAGGGAUGGAGCGAAACGGAAGGGCAAAGUGUCCUACAAACCCAGCGAGGGUUACUGGGCCAUCAUGCUCUGUGCUCAAAACAUGUACGGAGCUUUUGCAGACCCUCCAGUCCAGCUCCAUCUGGAGACCAGACCCCAGAAGCUGGGAGUGUUUGUGGACUGUGAGGAGGCUCUGGUCUCCUUCUAUGAUAUGGAGGCUCUGUCACAUAUUUACUCGUUCACUCACUGCAGCUUUAACGGAGCCAUCCGUCCGUACUUCAAUCCUCAUCCCAACAGAGACGGAUCCAACUCAAGCCCUUUGGUCAUUUGUCCUCUCAAUCAAACCGACAUCUCUGUGUGAAAGCAAGGCCUGAUUUUAUGAGUUAGGAACUAUGAGGUGUGAGGAUAUUAGUAUUCAGUGAGAUCGACAUGUUUCCCUUUUGUUUGUGUCUUUGUUUUCUUCUUUGGUGUGAUAUUCUCUGUUGUAUUUUUGAGUGGAUUAAAAAGCAAACAAAUUUUGAGAUGAAAAUUAUACAUUGUACAUAUAGAGAUAUUUAUAUAGCAUUUAGAUUUUGUAUAUGUUUUUAAGAAUAUUUUAAUGAGCAGGGUGCUGUCCUUCUAAAUGUAAUUUCUCCAAAUGUCUACUAAAAGUAAUUUUUAAAAAUACUUUUUUUAUUCUUUAUAUUAA